AAGGCGACCCAUAUUUAUAAAGGGGGGAAAUCCACAAGUACACGAAAGCACCUAACGCCUACUGGACAUAAAUAAUUGAGGCCAAAAUAUUUGACCUUUCUUCCUUGUUCGUUCCUUCUCCCCUGCUAUCUAUAAUUUUUCCAGAAUUUAGCUGCUGCAGGUUAUGGAUGUAAGAACUUUGUUAAAGGUGGUUAUAAUCACGUGCUUAAUCGCCUCUUCAACUGGUAGAGAACUCAAAGUGAAGGAUCAAAGGACAAUCUACAAUCAUACGCUUGCCACCAUAUUGGUGGAAUAUGCUGCAACGGUCUAUAUCUCAGAUUUGACAGAACUAUUUACUUGGACAUGCCCAAGAUGUGAUGAUUUGACGAAGGGGUUUCAAAUUAUAGAGCUCAUUGUUGAUGUGAAGCGAUGUCUACAGGCAUUUGUGGGGGUGGCUCCAGAUCUUAAUGCCAUUGUAAUUGCUUUCCGAGGCACUCAAGGAACCAGCAUACAGAAUUGGAUUGAGGAUCUAUACUGGAAGCAGCUUGAUAUAGAUUAUCCUGGAACGGAAGAUGCAAUGGUGCAUCAUGGAUUUUAUUCUGCUUACCACAAUACAACAUUACGCCCUGGAGUGCUAAGUGCUGUUAAAACAGCAAAAGACCUAUAUGGAGACAUUCCUAUUAUGGUGACAGGGCAUUCAAUGGGAGGGGCCAUGGCUGCUUUUUGUGGAUUGGAUCUCACAGUAAAUCUUGGCUCGCGGAAUGUUUCAGUUAUGACAUUUGGACAACCUCGAAUUGGCAAUGCUGCUUUUGCGUCCUACUAUAGCAAACGGGUGCCAAAUACAAUUCGUGUCACACAUGAACAUGAUAUUGUGCCUCAUCUGCCCCCGUACUAUUACUAUUUCCCUCAAAAAACUUAUCAUCAUUUUCCUACAGAGGUCUGGCUCCAUAACACCGGCCUUGGAAUUCUUGCUUAUACAGUUGAAAAGGUCUGUGAUAAUUCCGGGGAAGACCCUUCUUGUAGCAGGUCAGUGGCUGGUAACAGUAUUAAGGAUCAUCUGAGAUAUUAUGGUGUAAGAUUAGGAGGUGAGGAGGAUCCAGGAUUCUGCAGAAUUGUGAUGGAUCGUGGUCUUGCUGCACAUGGCACAGUAGAUGUUGACGGAAAUGUCAUCCUAUCCAGAGAUAUUCCUGCUUCUGUUUUGAGGAUGAAUGUGGAAUCUAAUGAGCAAGGCAGAUCGGUAUAGAGAUUUUUUGGGAUCAUUACUUGGCUUCGCCAAGAUUGGAGAGGAGGUGAGCGGAGUUUCCUCGUAAGGCUUAAAUUGAGCUGUACCCAGUCAUUGAGCUGUACCCAGUCAAUUGUGCAGUUUGGUACUACGCUGGGGAGAUCAUAUAUAUAGUUCAUUUUUAUCUUAUAUGUACAUAUCACUCAUGUAAAUAACAAUAAAAACUCACUAUUGUAAAUUAUAAUGAACUAAGCUCAAUUUAAGAAACGGAAACAAUGCUCAAAUCUGAA
Messenger RNA from Nicotiana attenuata, 1491 nucleotides. Its product is annotated as lipase-like. Gene Ontology annotation, biological process: lipid metabolic process. The transcript has 10 exons. The record is from RefSeq and is a predicted model, not a curated record. NCBI's taxonomy places the organism in Eukaryota, Viridiplantae, Streptophyta, Magnoliopsida, Solanales, Solanaceae. Bases 164 to 1222 code for a protein of 352 amino acids.